UGCAACUUGCAGUCACCUCACUCACUUGGGACAAAGAGGUUUUCCAUGUAGAACAGCAGAUCUCCUUUAUUUCAUUAAAGUGAAGGACUAAGCGUGGGCUGUUUCUUAAGGAUUUUUCAAAAUGGCAAACAAAAUUCUAGAUCAAGCUCUACCCCCUCCGUUAAUGCUCAAAAGCUCCUACCCAGAUGAAGCAGCUAUGCAAGAAAGCCUCUCGGAAAACAUUUCGGAAGCAUCCUCACAUGACUCCUUCUAUGAUUCACUCUCAGAUUUGAAUGAGGACUCCACCGAUGCCAAUUUCCCAGAACUCUCUGCCUUCCUUAGUCAAGAUGAGAUGAACAAGAGUCUUGACAUUGCACGUGAAGCUUUUUCUGGCUCUAAACAUGAGGAACCAUUCCAAGAACAUUUUGUAAAUCCUCCUCCCUUAAAAUCAUGGGAUGGUUUUAAGGAUCUUAAACCGAGCAACACAGGAUCAGAAGGUUUACGAAAACAGGAUAAUAUAACACGUAACAAUGUACACAAUAGCCAAAAUACUAUUCAUAAUGCUUCCUGCAAAGUUGCUGCUACUGAUGUGCGUAAAAUGAUAUCACCGCUGUUAACAACUAGUCCAAGUAUAAUCCGAACCCUGCAAGCCCAAAAAGCUUCCAAAAACAUGGGGAAAUGUGAGAUAAGUAAAACACCCAUCCCAAAAGCCAGGGCAAAAGCUUUACGUGGGGAAACUGGCACACAGAACAACGACUGCACGAAGGCAGCUACUUUUAUUGAUGAGCUUUCUGCAAUAUUUCGAGAAACUACCAAAGCUAGAAACAAGAGGGCAAAUGGAGAUUCCUCUUCACCAGAUAGUGGUUAUCUGUCUCCUAAAAAAGACAUGUCUAUGAACAUGAGUUCUUCAGUAAGUGAAAACGAAUUUGAAAUUAAGCAGGCAUUAAAACCUAAAGAUAGGCAAUGUAUUAAAGCGAUGGAGAACACUUUUCAGGAAAUUCAGAGCCAAUCCAACCACCCUCAAGAAAAGGUUAUAAAUAGUAGACAAUGUAUUAAAGGGUUGGAGAACAGUUUUGAGGAAAUUCAGAGCCAAUCCAACCAGCCUGAAGAAAAGGUUAUCCAUGGUCCAAAAUAUAUUAGAGAGAUGGGGAACAGUUUUCAGGAAAUUCAGAACCAAUCCAACCAGCCUGAAGAAAAGGUUAUCCACAGUAGACAAUGCAUUAAAGGGUUGGAAAGCAGAUUUCAGGAAAUUCAGAGCCGAUCAAACCUGCCCGAAGAAAAGGUUAUCCAUGGUCCAAAAUAUAUUAGAGAGAUGGGGAACAGUUUUCAGGAAAUUCAGAGCCAACCCAACCUGCCCGACAAAAAGGUUAUCCAUGGUCCACAAUAUAUUAGAGAGAUGGGGAACACUUUUCAGGAAAUUCAAAACCAAUCCAACCUGCCUGAAGAAAAGGUUAUCCAUGGUACACAAUAUAUUGGAGAGAUGGGGAACAUUAUUCAGGAAAUUCAGAGCCAAUCCAACCUGCCUGAAGAAAAUGUUAUCCAAGGAAGACAAUGUAUUAAAGGGAUGGAAAACAGUUUUCAGCAAAUCCAGAGCCAAUCCAACCAGCCUGAAGAAAAGGUUAUCGUCGGUCCAGCCAAUAAAUCAGAUAAUCCUCUUGCAGCUGCUCGAUUUAUUCAGAAGCUCAGAAGCCAAGAAGUUGCUGAGGGAAGUAGAGUCAAACUAGAAUGCAGAGCAACAGGAAAUCCUUUGCCAGAAAUUAGGUGGUUCUGUGAAGGAAAGGAGCUGAGUAACUCGCCCGACAUUCAUAUCUCAUCCAACAGCAACGGUCUCCACACUCUAGUCAUCAGAGAGGCAUUUGAAGAAGACACAGGACGAUAUACUUGUGUGGCGUCCAAUACCCUAGGCUCUGACACAUCGUCAGCAGAAAUAUUUGUUGAAGGUGCCAGCUCAUCAGACUCAGAAAGUGAAAGUUUUGCUUUUAAAUCAAAACAAGGAGCAAUGCCACAGGCACAGAAGAAAACAUCUUCAGUUUCCUUGACAAUAGGCCCAUCUUCCCCAAAAUGUGGAAUAACAACUGCAGUAAUGCAGCCAAUUUCCAUACCUGUUCAGCAGGUCCGAAGUCCUACAUCCUACCUAUACCGCCAAGACAGAUCCAAGACACCCACUUUUUGUGCCCCGGCAUUUACAAAGGAGCUGCAAAACCUGACAGCGUCGGAUGGGCAGGUUGUGGUUCUGGAAUGCAGAGUGAAGGGCACACCCCCUGUAAAGGUCAAAUGGUUCAGACAAGGAAUUGAGAUACAGGAUUCACCUGACUUUAGAAUACUACAGAAAAAACCUCGAUGUGCAUCGGAGCCUGAGGAGAUCUGUACCCUUGUCAUAGCUGAGACUUUUCCAGAAGAUGCGGGCAUUUUCACUUGUACGGCAAGCAAUGAUUACGGAUUGGUUUCUUGCAAUGCUCAGCUAACAGUCCUUUCAGAAAACAAUACGCACACAAGAAAUAAUGUGUCAAGUGAAGAAAUAAGUGGUUACGAUUCCCAGAAGCCGUCACCACUUUCUGCCAUUCCUAACAGUAGUUGUCUUGAAGUGUCAUCCAAGAAGAAUUCUGAGUGUUUUCAGACAAGCCAAACAGACUCAAAGGCCAACAUAGAAAGAAGCCACUUCCAGUUCUAUCCAGUGGAAAACAAUAGUAAUGGCGUGCAUGCUAACAAUGGAGUUAAUGGUGACAGCCAUAAUGUGGACAGCAAAUAUAUUCCUGUCACUUCUCCGUGCACAUAUUCACCAACUAAGGGACCACCACCAGUGCCUACAAAGCCAAAACUGGAUACUCAGUUAAUACAGCAGUUGCAGAACCAGAUUCGUCUAGAGCAAGAAGGUGUUCCUUGCAAACAAGGAAGUGUUCAGCUGAAUACACCACCAUCCCCGUCCUUCCCUCCUCCACCUUCCUUCCAGGAGCUGGAGGCCAGUCAGCUUAUUACUUCCCCAGAGCAAAUGAAUGUCCUUGACUCACAUAAUUCUCCAAUGCAGCCAGCAAGCUCAUUCAACUAUGCCAGGCCUAAACAGUUUAUUGCUGCUCAGAACAUAAGCCCCACCUCAGGCUAUAUGUCUCCAUCGUCUGGUUCCUCAACUUCUAGUCUACCAUCGCCAAUGUCACCUUCAACCCCUCAGAAGCAAUUUGGCAGGCCUCCAGUUCCUCCUUUCACUCAGCCAUUUCCCCAAGAAGGGGAACAGUUUUGGUCUCCAGCUUCAUCAUCUCCUCCUCCUCCCCCUCCUCCUGUUUUAAGUCCAACUGCAAAUUAUUCUGUUGUUGAGGCAUUUCCACUUCCGCCACCUCCACCACCACCACUUCCAGUUUCUGCACUUACACCUUCCUACAGUCCAUCACCUUCGCCAACUGGAAGAGCUCCCAGUUCCAGCCAGAGCCCAGCCGCCUUUAUCAGUUCCAUGCUGCCUCCUCAGCCAUCACCAAUUACUUUCAAUGAACUUGGGCUUCCUAAAGGUGUAAUGCCUCCUGGUUUCCCAAAGAAAUCUGGCCGCACUGCGCGCAUAGCAUCCGAUGAAGAGAUCCAGGGCACAAAAGACGCGGUCAUACAGGACCUGGAGCGAAAGCUUCGUUUCAAAGAGGAGCUUAUGAACAAUGGCCAGCCGAAAUUGACAUAUGAGGAGAAAAUGGCUCGUCGGUUGCUUGGUGCUGACAACGCAGCAACAGUGUUUAACAUCCAGGAACCAGAGGAGGAUGGGAAUGCACAGGAAGUUGACUCUCUUGACGCUUCUGUAGAAAGUCCCCUUGACACUCAAAAGGAGUACAAAGUCUCCAGCUUUGAGCAGAGAUUAAUUAGUGAAAUUGAGUACCGCUUGGAACGAUCCCCUGUAGAAGAGUCUGAUGAAGAAGUAGAACAUGGAGAUGAGCCAGUAGAGAACGGGGAAGCCCCGCAGUUUGAGACAAAGCUGAAACAUUACAAAAUCUUUGAGGGAAUGCCAUCGACUUUUACUUGCAUGGUUACCGGCAAUCCAAAGCCAAAGAUAUAUUGGUUCAAGGAUGGGAAACAAAUCUCAAAAAGGAGCGAGCACUAUAGAAUCCAGAGGGAAGCUGACGGGACCUGCUCCCUUCACACCGCAGCCUCCUCAUUGGAUGAUGAUGGGAAUUACACCAUAAUGGCAGCAAAUCCACAGGGCAGAAUAAGCUGUACUGGAAGGUUGAUGGUACAAGCGGUAAACCAGAGAGGAAGGACUGCCCGCACUCCAACAUCGCAGCUCCAUGUCAGAAGACCCCGAUCUCGGUCAAGAGAUAGUGGAGAUGAAAAUGAGCCAAUCCAAGAGCGAUUUUUCCGUCCUCAUUUCUUGCAGGCUCCAGGGGACCUCAUUGUUCAGGAAGGAAAGCUCUGCAGGAUGGACUGCAAGGUGAGUGGCUUGCCAACGCCAGAUCUCAGCUGGGAAGUGAAUGGAAGACCCAUCCGUCCUGAUAACUCGCACAAAAUGCUGGUGAGGGAGAAUGGCGUUCACUCAUUGGUCAUUGAACCUGUCACCACCAGAGAUGCUGGAAUAUACACCUGUGUUGCCUCAAAUCGUGCAGGGCAGAAUUCAUUCACCUUAGAACUCAUUGUUGCAGCCAAGGAUGCCCAUAAACCCCCUGUGUUUAUUGAAAAGCUUCAAAAUACCGGCGUUGCUGAAGGAUACCCCGUGAGACUGGAGUGCCGUGUCAGUGGCAUGCCCCCUCCACAGAUAUUCUGGAAGAAGGAGAACGAGUCGCUCACCUACAGCACAGAGAGAGUCAGCAUGCAUCAGGAUAACUAUGGCUACUUGUGCCUACUAAUUCAGGGCGCCACAAAGGAGGAUGCUGGUUGGUACACUGUGUCAGCAAAGAACGAAGCUGGUAUUGUGUCCUGUACUGCCAGACUGGACGUACACACCCAAUGGCAUCAACAAUCUCUUGCCCCAAAGACAAGAAAGGUCCGUCCAUCAGCGAGUCGAUACGCAGCACUUUCCGACCAAGGCCUGGACAUCAAAGCGGCUUUCCUGCCUGAAGCAAACCCUGUGUAUUUACAGCCAGCGCUGGUGGAGAGUGAAGAUCUGUAGACUGGACGAGUGGGACCUUUGCAAAGUGGCCACAGAAGGAAUACACUGAAAGCUCCAGCCGUUGCCUGGCUAUACCCCCAUGUAUUUAGUCAGACAGACCUUCCGCUGUACUCAUCAGGACUUGCUCAACUAUUUACUUUUUGCAUAAGCAGACUAGAAAUAGGAUAUAGCAGAAUUCAAGCUGCCACAUUCAUGGCACCAAAGUGUCACUUACUGUUCUGCUUUGUUAUAAAGAAAAAAAAAAAGGGUCUUUUCCUUACUAUGCAUACCCACCUCUGAGAAACAAGCCUUCUUAGUGUAAGCAGUGUUCCAUGCUUAGUGUUAGAGUGCUUCAACACACAACCAGCCUUCCACAUCUUUAUGUGUGCCAAAAAUAUUCAUCCGCUACUUUACAUAAAGUCUGAGGGUAAUGCAUUUUACUUGUGUAUAUAAAUGUUCUUGCAUUGUAGUUGAUAAAUUAGUGCCUUUUUGCAUUCUGCCAUUACAUAAACAGUGAGACUCUCACGUAUACAAAGUCACUGACACAAAUGCUAUUGUCAUCCUAUGGAUAUGAUGGCUGCCAUCCAGCUCCGGGGCCCUUAGAUCGGACAUGAUGGAGGACAGUGCCUUCUGUCACUCUAUGGGUCAUGAAACCAGCAUAUGACAAUUCUGACUCCUUUUAUGUGCAAUACUCUGACAUUUGGAAAGCAAAAAAAAGGCCUAGGAACUUUUCAAAUUUAGUUUGAUUUUUUUUUCUUAAAUGUAGUAUGCAUUUAAUAUAGUUAUAAGUCACAUUAAACAAGAAGCAAUUUGUCGACUUUCAACGAAAGGGAAGUGUGAAAGUUCACAGAAUGGGUAACAAUACACCGGCCUCUUCCCAGGGGGCCUAUAAUCUUCUGGAAAGUGCAGAAUGUGGGGCUAAGACAUGACACCCCCUUGUUUUAAAAUGACGUAACCCAAUAAAGAAGCAUGAAAAGUAAUGAAGUAGUCCCAGGAAUGCACAUGGAUAGUAGGAAGAAAGAGCAGUGGGUACAAAUACAGAAAUAGAAUCCAUAUUUUAUAAAAGGAAAGCUCAAGCAGAGUAGUAGGAUACAAUAGUGUAGAUGCUUCAUGCAAGUGUAUAGAAUGGAUGCGUGGGGAAGGCCAGGCCUCUCCAGUGAACAUUUACAGAAGGGAUAAAGGGAAGUAGGUUUGGCUCCUAUAGGAAAUCUCCAUAAGGUAAAUAUAUCUUACCUUUUUUGUGCUUUCCAUAUGAAAUCAUGAAGUUCUAUGGCAAUUGGCAGAGACGUUAGAAUUGCAUAGACUGGCAGGCCCUGAGACAAGGCGCGGCAUCAUUAGUAUUUUAUUUCAGAUACAAAAUAACGGACUUGACGCCACUUCUGAAACGCUCUGAACUGACACAUUUGCUUGGUCGGUUGCUCAGAACCUCUUAUUUAUUGAGCUGCAGCAUUCCCCCAGCAUUGGGCAGAAAAGAUAAAUAAUAAAAAUAUUGUUCUGUUCAGCCCCUUACAUAUAGCAAAAGGCAAGUGCUCACAAGAGCUUGCAAUCUUCUCUGGUGCUCAGAAUAGCACUCACUUUAAACCAAGCGGUGCAGUCUUGCCUAUACCAUAACCAGAGGCAAAAACCCUCAAACAGUUUCCGAAUGCCUGAAAAAUACAAGCGAAUAAGCCAUUGACGGUACGACAACGAAACCCAGAAAAGGAAAAACACUGUAUUCCGUGUAUGAAGCACCUAUAGCCUCUAUUAUUUAUAAUAAAUAUUGACCUGCUUUAUCUCGGUUACACUACAUAUGUACUUUUUGUUUGUUUCUUUUUAAACCUAUAUCCUUCACUAUAUGCAUUGCUGUAUAGAUAUAUUUUAUUACAUGCAAGUUAGUCGCCUUUAAUGUAGUGCAAUAGUCUAGUAGAAAUAUUGGUGCUAAUUUUAAACAGUUAUUUACCAUGUCUCACAUAUAUAUAUAUAUAUAUAUAUAUAUAUAUAUAAUAUAUAUAUAUAUGUAUAUAUGAACCCCAGAGCUUCCCAGGCCACGUUUGUUAUGUCUUUGUAUUAAUCCAGGGUUGUUGGAUUCAACAGGUCAGAUAUUAAGGCUUUCAGUAACGGGAUAUAAAAUAAGAGCCACCAAGGACCUCUCGGCUGUAGGAAUAGAUUUCGAUUCUUUUAUUGCAAUGACCCUUGGUUUGGAUUUGGACAGCGCUGUUAAGGGGUUAACAAAUCCAGCCAUGAGACCCACAAACAAUAGAUUUCCAGUAUUCCCUUAGAAAGGGCUUCUGCUAGUUCCAUAUUCGCUUUGAUGUCAGUCACUUUAGUGUGACUGUUGGCUUCCUAGUGUCAGUCCCAGAUAUCAGUAUGGAAUAGAAAAUAUAAGAUGACCCUCCUGCACUGACACUUGUUUAUAUUUAAAUAUGUGGGAGCCUCUACUGUAGUGGACCGACUAAUACAAGAGCCACUGCACCACAUUUUACUUUGUCACCACGUAACACAAUAACUGCAGUCAAGGACUAAUAGCAUCACUUUUAGACAAGGCCCGUAGUGCUUUUCUAUCUUACAAAUGCCUCUGUUAAUGUGACUUAUUUAGGUAAUGGUUGAUUUUUUUUUUCACUAGCAUUAUCAUGCUUCCAUUUAUACGUAUUUAUAUUAAGUGCCACCGUCUGUUAGGAGUAAUGUAACAAUUUUGAGACUGUUCAGAGGUUAACAUGAAUGUGUGUUAAAUGCCAUGGACAAAAGAUGAUAGGUUUUUUUUUUGUGGGGAAGGUUUUUAAGACAAUUGCUAUGCAAGGAUUUAAAUAAAGAUUGUUUCUUCAAAACUUUU
Xenopus laevis (African clawed frog) is the source of this 7841-nucleotide messenger RNA. RefSeq names its product palladin, cytoskeletal associated protein L homeolog (gene palld.L). Gene Ontology annotation, cellular component: growth cone; lamellipodium; stress fiber. The record is from RefSeq and is a predicted model, not a curated record. The coding region runs from base 122 to 5053 and encodes 1643 amino acids. Gene Ontology annotation, molecular function: protein kinase activity. The transcript is spliced from 22 exons. Lineage: Eukaryota; Metazoa; Chordata; Amphibia; Anura; Pipidae.